AUGCGGGUGUACCUGGUCUCUCCAGGCACGCCGGAACCCCCGCGAAUUCCCAAUCCCCGCGCCGCCAUUGGUCCCAUUAUCUUCGAGCCAGAUCGAGACGUCACCACCUCACAUUGUCACGGCCUUGACGAUUCCACAAUCGGGCAUUCGGCAUCCGUGAAUGUACAAAGAAGCACUUCAGCACAGGCAGUUCCCCUUGUUUCACGUGCCCGUCUCAGUCGUAGGCAAACCACACGAGGGGCCUGCCUGUUGUGCAAAACGUCCUUCAUCAACCCAGCGACACCAAAUAUCGAUCACCAAUUCAACAUCACCACCACCACCAGAGCCAGGGACGCCGGCGGACCACCCUGUACCGUACCGACCCAGCUGCCCAUCAUGGUCGGCGUCAGAGAUCCUGCCCUCAUCGACGACCACGUCAAGCCCCCUCCGAGGCCCGACUUCUCGGCCCGUCCUCCCCGCUUCCUCAUCAUUGGCGCCGGAUCUCGAGGCCAGUGCUACGCCAACGCCAUUGACAGCGUCUCCAACGGCGUCGUGGCCGCCGUCGCUGAGCCGAUCCGUUUCAAACGAGACAUCCUCGGCCGUAGGCAUAUAUGGAAGGACGCCACGCCAACCGAGGCCCAGAGCUUCUCCCACUGGCGUGACUUUGUCGAGUACGAGCAGCAGCGUCGUCGCCGUGUCGCCGCGGGAGACGAGGAUGUGCCCGAUGGAGUCGACGGUGCCUUCGUCUGCGUCCUCGAUGAGAUGCACUGCGAAGUCGUCGUAGCCCUCGCCGCGCUAGGACUGCACAUCAUGUGCGAGAAGCCUCUGGCGACGAGGCUCGGCGACUGCCUCGCCAUGUACCGCGCCCUCAAGCCGCUGCAGGACUCGGCCGUCUUCUCCAUCGGCCACGUGCUGCGCUACAGUCCCCACAACCUCAUGCUUCGCAAGCUGCUCGUGGAGGACCGCAUCCUCGGCGACAUCAACAGCGUCGUCCAUACCGAACCCGUUGGCUGGUGGCACUUCACCCACUCCUUUGUCCGGGGGAACUGGCGCAACGACAAGACGAGUGCCCCCUCCCUCCUGACCAAGAGCUGCCACGACAUCGACCUUCUUCUGUGGAUCCUGUGUUCCCCUGAAAAGGCCGGCCAGGGGCAUCCCCAUCUGCCCGAGUACAUCUCCUCGACCGGCGGUGUCCAGUUCUUCAAGAGGAGCCGCAAGCCCGCCGCCGCCGGGGCCGCGACCAACUGCACCCGCUGUCCGCUGGGCGACUCGGGCUGCAAGUAUUCGGCCAAGAACAUCUACAUCGGCGACACGGUCGGUCUUGGCCGUGGCAACACCAAGUGGCCCAUCGACAUUGUCGUGCCCGACAUCGAGGACUACAAGACACACCAAGAGCGUGUCGCCGCCAUGACGGCCGUCCUCGAGGAGGACUGGGACGAGUCGACUGCCGAGAAGGUGGUCCGCUCGCGCAACUGGUUCGGCCGAUGCGUCUUCGAGGCCGACAACAACGUCUGCGACGACCAGUUCGUCACCAUCACCUGGCCCGAGACCGAGCGGCCGGCCAAGCGGGUGACGUUCCACAUGGUGGCCCAGACUACGCGUCAGUGCGAGCGCUUCUCUCGCUUCUACGGCGAACACGGCGAGAUCUACGCCGAUUCGCGCACCAUCGUCUUCGAGGACUUUGCCACGGGUGAGACCAAGACGUUUGAGCCGCACCUCGAGGACCUUGGCCAUGGCGGCGGCGACAAGGGCCUCACCCGCCAGUUCGUCCUCGCCUGCGACCGGGUCAAGAACCACGACUGGGCGGCGCGGGACUCGCAGAACGAGUUCAUUGGCUGCACCCUAGACGAGGUGAUUCGGAGCCACGCGAUGGUGUUUGCGGCCGAAGAAGCCCGGGUCGAUAACAAAGUUGUUCACUGGUCGCAGUACUGGCAAGACGCCGUAGUCAAGGUGGUCGGGACGUAG
This is a messenger RNA of Drechmeria coniospora, 1944 nucleotides long. Its product is annotated as streptomycin biosynthesis protein StrI. The transcript has a single exon. NCBI's taxonomy places the organism in Eukaryota, Fungi, Ascomycota, Sordariomycetes, Hypocreales, Ophiocordycipitaceae. The record is from RefSeq and is a predicted model, not a curated record. Gene Ontology annotation, molecular function: nucleotide binding. Bases 1 to 1944 code for a protein of 647 amino acids.